GCGAACGGGCAGACCGGCCCGGGAAUGUGUUCUCGCGGCGGGCGCGCUCCCGGCGGCGUCGGGUUCGGAGGCGGCCUGUGGGGAGGGGCGUCCCGGCGGGCGGGCGCCGCGCUCGCGGAGGCUCCGCGGGGGGGCGGCCGGGCGAGCCCUGGACCGGGAGCCAGGCCGGAGGGGAGGGACUGCACCCGGGGUCCCGGGCGGUGGGCCGUCCCGCCUCGUGAGCGCCGCAGGGUCCACAGCCCUGUCAGCGCGGUGACUGCUGUCCCCGGGGCUGCCCCGCUCCGGGUGCGGGGAGACAGUCAGUAUGGCGGGGAGCAUGUACGGUCUGGACGAACGCCACGUCCUACAACAGGCAGGGAAAACCCCAGAAGAUGGGAUUGGAGCUCGUGCAUCGCUGCCGCCGAGUAACUUUAGUGAUACAGACGUAGGAAGUGGUACUCGGGACCCGGCUGUGCCGUUGACGGGCGUGGCCAAGCCGUCCUUGGUUACCUGUGUCCAUAGUUUUUGGGUGAAUGCGCUGAAAGGACGAAGUAAGACUUGGGAGGUGAAUGUUGAGCAAACAGGAGAGGGUGGAAAGGAAAGAGCAGGGUAUUUAGGGAACAGUGACUAGAACUCUGUCUGAGCCUUUGUAGGAAUCCCAGUUUUGCGGAUGAUAAAAUGGGAUGAAGCCGUGGGGAGGAACAGGAUGUUCAUAAUAACAGGAAAGUUGGUGAUAAAUGGUUUCCAAGUUACCUCAUUUGCAAUUUCUCAUUUCAGCUGUUGCAUAAAAGAUUAAAAUAGGGUAAAAUGGAAUAGUGGAAAGAGGGAUGAAUUGUUUGUCAGGAGAUGUCAGUUCUAGUUUUAUGGCUUUCAGCAAAUUAGGAUCUCACUUGGCCUUAAGUUUAUUUUUUUCAAAAAUAAUUACAAAGAUUUAUGAACACCUACCUACAAUGUGACAGAUUCUUUGUAGGGUUUAUGGGAGAAACAAAGCUGUAUUAAGCAUGGGUCUUGCACCAAAAGAGCUGCUGAUUAUUAAGCUAUAUUUAUAGGUAAUUUGGAAGGUAAAUUUUAACAUAGUUCUUGGUUUUUACUUGACUUCAAUACCCUUAGGAAGCUUCAUAGUUUUCUUACAAAUUUUUCUUCUGGAUUGGCAGGUAAAUUCUACACAUCUGUCAACAUGAUACAUCCAUCUGCAGUCCUGUUAAAAUCAUUUUAACUUAAUGUAAGGAGGCUUAUAAAAGUAACAUGAGGAAAAAAAUCUAAAAUAAACCAUUUCAAUCACACACUUGUUCUCAUUUCAUUUAUCACGACAGCUUCACUUUUUAAUGCUUCCUGUGAAAUUGGGAAAUUGUGAGAGAUUCUGAGGCAUCCUGUUUUAAGUGCUCAUUUACAAAUCCUUGAAAACAUUUAGUAUAUGACUAAAUACUGUUGUUCGUAUUUGUGAUACAUCCUGCAGUGACCUUUGGUGGCAGUAUGAAGGGGCAUUUAUGUGGUGAAGUGCACACUACAUGCAGUGAAACUGCUCGUGUGCGAAUUUUGGCACCAUUGCUCACUGGCUGUGUGACCUCAACCAAGCUUUUGAACGCUGUCUGCCUCAGUUUCUACAUUUGUGCAGUAGAGAUUAUACUAGUAAUUUUUAGGUAUUUUCGUGUUCAUUGUUUGACUUGAUUCUCAUAAUGACUUCUCUCAUUUUACAGAUAAAACUGAAGGCCCAGCGACGUGAAGAGGCUUCCAACCUCUAAAAUGCAGGUCUCUGGCUCCAGGUCUGUACACUUGAGUGAAUGGCAGAAGAAUUACUUUGCAAUUACGUCUGGCACGUGUCCAUCAGGAGAGAAGGCAGACGCGUACCGAGCACAGAUUCUCCGCAUUCAGUAUGCAUGGGCAAACUCUGAGAUCUCCCAGGUCUGUGCUGCCAGACUGUUCCGAAUAUAUGCAGAGAAAUAUUCUGCAGUUAUUGAUUCUGACAGUGUUGAAACUGGCUUGAAUAACUAUGCAGAAAACAUUUUAACUCUAGCAAGAUCUCGGCAAACUGACAGUGACAAGUGGAAGUCUGGAUUGUCAAUAAAUAACGUGUUCCAAAUGAGUAAUGUGCAGGAAAUGAUGCACGCUGGCAGCAAAUCCAGAGACUCUCUGUUGGCACCUGCAGAUGAGUCAGUAGUCAUCCACAGAGCGGCCGCUGUCUUUGAUCUUCCUAAAUUUAGUGUUUGUGAUGGUUCUGGGGAGAGUGACCCAUUAACUAACUCAGCCCAUGGUGCCGAUAGGACCAAAGACUUCCCAGAGGGCAGGCCUUUGAAGUGCCUUCAGAAUGCCCAGCCACCUCUGGUCACUGACACCACUAAGACGUGUCCUACGGUCUCAGGACCUUUCGGUGAGUCAGCCACCGCAAAAUUCCAUGCCACACCAUUGUUUGGAAAUGUCAAAAAGGAAAAUUACAACUUCCCGAAAGCCAACCCAGGACUAAGUGUGUUCUCAUCUAAUCAGUCUUGUUUUCCUUCUGGCUUUGAAAAUCCACGGGGAAUGAAAGCUUUUUAUGGUUCUGGCACCAUUGAUGCACUUUCCACUCCAGUAAUGAAUAAGGCUUUUAGUAAAACGGAAGAUAAUGGCCAAAGAGAGGAGAGCGGCCUGCCUACUUUUAAAACUGCAAAAGAACAGCUAUGGGUAGAUCAGCAGAAAAAGUACCACCAGCCCCAGCGUGCAUCAGGGUCUUCACAUGGUAGUGUCAAAAAGUCUCUGGGAGCUAGUAGAUCCCGAGGGAUAUUUGGAAAGUUUGUUCCCCCUGUACCUAAGCAAGAUGGGGGAGGUCAGGGCGGGGGGACACAGUAUAAGCCUCAUGGCGCAGGAGCUGCAGACCCAGCACAUCCCGUGGAUGAGCGUCUGAAGAACUUGGAGCCCAAAAUGAUUGAACUUAUUAUGAAUGAGAUUAUGGACCAGGGACCGCCAGUAAAUUGGGAAGAUAUUGCAGGAGUGGAAUUUGCCAAAACCACAAUAAAGGAGAUAGUUGUGUGGCCCAUGAUGCGGCCAGACAUCUUCACUGGCUUACGAGGACCCCCUAAAGGAAUUCUGCUCUUUGGUCCUCCUGGGACUGGUAAAACUCUGAUUGGCAAGUGCAUCGCUAGUCAGUCUGGGGCAACAUUCUUUAGUAUCUCUGCUUCCUCCUUGACUUCUAAGUGGGUGGGCGAGGGAGAGAAAAUGGUCCGUGCAUUGUUUGCUGUUGCGCGAUGCCAGCAACCAGCUGUGAUAUUUAUUGAUGAAAUCGAUUCCCUAUUAUCUCAGCGGGGAGAUGGCGAGCAUGAAUCUUCUAGAAGGAUAAAAACUGAAUUUCUAGUUCAGCUGGAUGGAGCAGCCACAUCUUCUGAAGAUCGUAUUCUAGUGGUAGGAGCAACCAAUCGGCCACAGGAGAUUGACGAGGCUGCCCGUAGAAGGUUGGUGAAAAGGCUGUAUAUUCCCCUCCCAGAGGCUUCAGCCAGGAAACAGAUAGUCAUUAAUCUGAUGUCAGAGGAGCACUGCUGCCUCAGCGAGGAGGAGGUUGACCUGGUGGUGCGGCACUCUGGUGGGUUCUCGGGGGCUGACAUGACGCAGCUCUGCAGGGAGGCGUCUCUGGGUCCUAUUCGCAGUUUACAGGCUGCCGACAUUGCCACGGUAACGCCGGAUCAAGUUCGACCAAUAGCUUACAGUGACUUUGAAGAUGCCUUCAGAACUGUGCGACCUAGUGUGUCUCCAGAAGAUUUGGAGCUUUAUGAAAACUGGAACAGGACUUUUGGUUGUGGAAAGUAAAUGGGACGCUUCAAAUUAAAAGAUGGCAUUUUUGUAGCCCAGUCUUCCAUUUUUUUAGCAUAGGAAAUUGAUUAAGUGUACAUCAAAGGUAUAUUCCGAAUUCUGUACCUCAAAUAAAAUAGAAUAACAGUAGCUCAACUUUUACAACUGAUUGACUUAGACUAUGUUAAUAUAAGCUCAAUUUUCCUUCCAGUCACCACCUGAUACGUAAGCCUAUUCAUGUGAAAUGGGAAUGUAUUUUUUUGUUUUGUUCCUAAGAGGUCUUUUCAAGAUGUAUAGGAUGAACAGUGAACUCAAAUUGAAACCGAAAAUCUGAUUUGUAUAUGAGGAUGUAUCUGACUUACAUGUAUCUUUUAUUGAAGAAAGUUUCUUCUGAGGAUCACAUAAUUCUUAGUAUUGGCUAGUACAGUGGUUUGCAUUUGAAACUGAGUGUUGCUUAGUGUUGUUUAAUAGAUUUAAAAUCUCAACCAAAGCUAAAGUGAAAGUGCCCGUUUUUACUUUGUCCUGGCUUGUAACUGCUUAUGGUUUUCUUUCCUUCCCAAGACUAAUUAAUCAGAACAUGUUCAGAAAUAGCAAAGUGUAAUCUAACAUCAGAGACAGGUCCGCAGAACUGAAAGGGGAAGAAUGUUGUGUUUCUCCAGGGGGUGGGUGAUGUUUGAAAGUAGUAUUUUAUUUGGCACUACUUUACAACCUGUAGGGUUGGUCUCUUUCAAAAAUAAAUGUUUUCAGGUUUUAAAAACGGACUGUUUUGUUUUCCAAAUAGUGCAUGUUCUAUGUAGAAACAUUGGAAAAUAGAGGUGAACAAAAGGAAGAAAAUAAAAGUCAGUUACCCUACCACUUUGAGGAACACAGUGUUAACAUUUCAGCAUCACUUCUUCCAGAUGUUUUAUACAGGAGUGGGGUUAUGCUACGCAUUUUCGUUUGCAGCUGUUUUCUUUAAAGUCCCUCAUCAUCAUCUUCCACAUUGACGUACUUCUGCAUCUUCCCGUACGUGAGUGCCUGGGAUUCCGUGAUAUGAGGGGGCCUAUAAUUUAGUCAGCAUUCAGGGCAGUUCCUUAGGUUCACCUUUUGUAUAUAGUAAAUAAAAUAUGUUAAAUGCC
Molecule: messenger RNA, 4853 nt
Organism: Orcinus orca (killer whale)
Lineage: Eukaryota; Metazoa; Chordata; Mammalia; Artiodactyla; Delphinidae
Gene: FIGNL1
Product: fidgetin like 1
Exons: 2
Coding region: 1723-3753 (676 amino acids)
Molecular function (GO): ATP binding; microtubule severing ATPase activity; ATP hydrolysis activity
Source: RefSeq, a predicted model, not a curated record